GUAGGUUUAUUCUUCGAGCCCGUAAUUCGAACCCCUUUGUCGGCCGACCAGUGCAUUGUUAAGAAGCAGUGAUCUAGAAAUCCGAUCACCUAGAAUGGUCGCCGUCUGUUCUCUUUGUCCGGAUUUAGGAUACCAUUGUAUUAUUACCUAGAACAUGAUGCUCUCGGCUGUGGCCGCCAUAGUGGCCAUCGCUGUUCUCGCGGUCGCAUGGCUGUUCCACAUCAAUGCGGCCAUGCAAGAUGUACCCGAGGGCGCGCACAGAGCGUCGCCACACCGCUGGACCAAACAGCAGCUCCAGGACACCUACGAGCGGGUGAAACAGAAGCCAGUUGAUUUCACCAAACUUUUACCGCCACGUCUGGGAAGGCGCUAUGUCGUGGUUGGCGGAUCGGGCCUCGUGGGAGGAGACAUUGUCUUGCAGCUUCUGCAGCGCGGCGAGUCUCCCGAGAGCAUUCGCAUAGUCGACUUCGCGCCCAUCAAUCGGCGGGACAUGCUCGAGGCGGCCGCCCGCUGUGACUUUGUGAAAGCCGACAUCGCCUCACGCUCGUCUGUCGAGACCGCCUUCGCCAAGCCGUGGCCAGGAUCCGUUGCCAAGCUGCCCCUGACUGUCUUUCACACGGCAGCUGUUGUUCGGCCGCAGGAACGUAGCCUGCUGCUCUACCACCGCAUCAGCCGCGUGAACCGAGAUGGCGCCGUGAAUGUCCUCGAGACUGCCCGGGCAGCCGGCGCCGACGUCUUCAUCGCGACCUCGUCCGCCUCCGUCAGCAUCGUCCCCCCUAACUUCUGGAUCUGGCCCUGGCAGCGCUCUCCUACCAACUAUUUCCAGGUGGCCGACGAGAAGGAUUUCGACGCUCCUCUGCGCCCGCACCACCUCUUCUUCUCCAACUAUGCCUUCUCCAAGGCCGAGGCCGAGCGCGCCGUAUGCACCGCCAACCGGGACAGCUUCCGCACGGGCACUAUACGUCCGGGCCAGCCGAUCUACGGCCAAAAGACGGACCCCGUGCUCGGGAUAAUACUCCGCACGGGUGACAAUCACACCUGGAUCCCCCACGUCGUGCAAACUUUGUCAACUCGCGCAACGUGGCCCUCGCCCAUCUCCAGUUCGAAGCCGCCCUCGCCCCCAAGGGCGACAACGGCGAACCCAUGCCCGCUUGUGCCGGCCGCACCUUCAACGUGACGGACCCCGGCCCGCCCAUCGCCUAUACCGACCUGUACUACGCGGCCGAACAGCUCUCCGUCACGCCCACCCGUACGCUGCCCCGGCAGCCGCUGGCUUUGCUGCUCGUCG
This is a messenger RNA of Thermothelomyces thermophilus ATCC 42464, 1288 nucleotides long. RefSeq lists its product as uncharacterized. The record is from RefSeq and is a predicted model, not a curated record. Gene Ontology annotation, biological process: ergosterol biosynthetic process. Bases 155 to 1177 code for a protein of 340 amino acids. The transcript is spliced from 3 exons. Gene Ontology annotation, cellular component: endoplasmic reticulum. Gene Ontology annotation, molecular function: 3-beta-hydroxy-Delta5-steroid dehydrogenase (NAD+) activity; 3-beta-hydroxysteroid dehydrogenase [NAD(P)+]/C4-decarboxylase activity. Lineage: Eukaryota; Fungi; Ascomycota; Sordariomycetes; Sordariales; Chaetomiaceae.